Messenger RNA from Aphanomyces invadans, 1545 nucleotides. RefSeq lists its product as hypothetical. Lineage: Eukaryota; Oomycota; Saprolegniomycetes; Saprolegniales; Verrucalvaceae. The transcript has a single exon. Bases 83 to 1411 code for a protein of 442 amino acids. The record is from RefSeq and is a predicted model, not a curated record.
GCCUCAAAGAAACGAUCGCCGAGGCGCCGACUAUUGCCCAAAAAGACCGCGAGUGCCUCCUGCCACCAACCUCCUCGACGCUAUGACGCUUACCCUCAAGGCGGCCAGCAAAGCAUUCGCUGCUGUCAUUCUCGCGCCCGUGGCCAUUGCAGGGUUCGCGCUCUUCCUCGCAGUGUGGUUCGUCAUGACGAUCACGUUCGUUGGACCCCUUGUCCAGUACUGCUGUAACCAGCGGGACCGAAAGCUCCUUGACCGUUCACGUCUUUGCGAACGCGUCCCAGACUUACAGUUCAUCCGAAUUCCUCACGGCAACAAUUGUGCGGGAUUCGAUCUCGCCGUGCGAUUCACUCGAUCGACCACGUCGACAACGCUUCCCCCCGUGUGUAUUCCCAACGGUCUUGGCGCGUCCAUGACAACCAUCAGUCAGCUACAUGAAGAACUUGUCAAACGUGGGCACACCGUUUUGUCGUAUGAUCGCCUUGGAGUUGGCUUGAGCGACCGGAACACGACGGGGGUGUCGCCCACCGCCGACGACGUGGUCAAGGACAUGGAAUUUGUUCUGUCGUCCGUGCUUCCUCCAACCACAAAAUGGCUUGUCGUCGGACCUUCCAUGGGCAGCAUCGUUGGCCAGUAUUUUGUCGCGACGUAUCCGAAUCGGGUGGUGGCAUUUUUGAACAUGGACGGGUUCCCGUAUCCGUUCUGUCGCCGCCGCGCAAAAUUUGUGUUGGCGGGACUCAUCUACAAAGCGUACGCAGCUAUUAUUUGGACGGGGGUGAUGCGGCCAUUUAUUUCGAUGGGCAUCCAGUCGUGGCGCAGUCGUCUCCAAAGUGCCGCGUUCUCUAUCGAUGUCGUGCGCGCUGAAACCAACCAGGCCAACUUUUUCCGAAACCUCGCCCACGAAAUGAUCACGAUGAUCGACCUGGCGGACAAGGUGAAUGCGGCGUGGGGGAGCCAGAGUUGUCUCGAGCUGUCACCCGCCGACCUCCACACGCUCGCCCACACGAAGCCAUCGGCAGUUGGGGAUGUGCGCGACGAUGGUGAGUGGGUCCCAAUCGACGACAGCGCCAUAACCGAUCAACUCAUCCCGAACUACGGGACGAUUGAACCCGCCGAGACUGCGCAAGCAAUUGCGAGUCUUCUUGCGCGACAACCCCAGUCGCAACUCGCCAAAACGUGGCAAACCCUGCAUGUCGACGUCAUGAGCGGACGCAACUUUGAUUACGCUGGCGCGAGUAUGUUUAUCGACGAUGAGAUGAAGGACUGGUAUGCUGCGGAACACACGAUCCAUGCGCUUUUGGCAGCUCGCGGCUGCCGCACUGUGUUCCCGACCAAGGCGCACUCGGAUAUGUUUGCCAUGGUCCAGUGCAUCGCAGAUCACGUUGACAAGCUCUCCGGGGCCAUCGACGUCUAGCCACAAGCAUUGCGCUGGCCAAGCACUGCUGCCUGCAACGUUUCAUCAUUGCAAUUAUCGCCUUAAAUCGUUUGGAUUGGUUGAUUAUGUUUAGUUUUAUCCAAUUAACUGGCGCCACAUCCGGAUACUCCACC